Cololabis saira (Pacific saury) is the source of this 2086-nucleotide messenger RNA. It is a transcript of the gene ccna2, whose product is annotated as cyclin A2. Gene Ontology annotation, biological process: mitotic cell cycle phase transition; regulation of cyclin-dependent protein serine/threonine kinase activity. Lineage: Eukaryota; Metazoa; Chordata; Actinopteri; Beloniformes; Belonidae. Gene Ontology annotation, cellular component: cyclin A2-CDK2 complex; nucleus; cytoplasm. The coding region runs from base 367 to 1647 and encodes 426 amino acids. The transcript is spliced from 8 exons. The record is from RefSeq and is a predicted model, not a curated record. Gene Ontology annotation, molecular function: cyclin-dependent protein serine/threonine kinase regulator activity.
ACUUGAACUGAGCAAACGCUGCAUCUUUAUGUCUCUGUGUAAAUCAAGGAUAUUAGUCGUAGUGUGUUCGGGUCAAUACUAAACGGAAACACGCAGAGGUAUGGCAACUUAAAGACUGUUUUAUAGCUUUUACACCUUUGCUACUUUGUCUCCCACUUGUUGUUUUUUAACCUCGCAGUUCUAAGUGUUGUUGCCAUCCCAACAGUUUAGUUUUGACUCGACCAGCUCUUCUAACUUACUCCAGAAACCCACUUGUGAUCAGUAAAUUCACCUCUUCUGCACGAAUACUUCGCUCCACUUGAGUAUUUUAUUGCAUAAACCCGAGAGGAGGCAGUUGGAGGUGUUUUUUGUUUGAGGGGGAUAAAGAUGUCCGGCGCGGCUUCAGAGCUCCACAACCAGGAAAACAUGCUGUCACGACUCCGGGGAUCGCUUAAAUCCCGAGCAGGGUCAAGCGAGAACCAGGAAAACCUUCCACCCAAACAGGCUGGAGCCAGAACCGUGCUGGGAGCCCUGCAGAACCACCAGAGGAACCAGAAACAGCGCGGAUCCAAGCAGGAAUCGUCGCAGUCUUUGUCAUGCAAAAAUGAAGAUCUUGGUAAAAGCUGCUUUGACAAGCCAGCUGCAAAGCAACCCAUCUUCCAGAUCCAUGUGGAUGAGCCCGAUGGUGCCUGCACCAAGAAGCCGGUGGCUGAAGCCGUCAAAGCAAAGCCCACAGUCUCCUGCUCUCCCCUGGCAGUCACCAAUGCCGUGGCUCAGCUCAGGCGGCCGCUGGCCACCCUUGAUACUCCAUCUGCAAUGGAUGUCAGCUUUGGUUCUCCCAUGGACAUGUCUGUGGUCGAGGGCGAGGAGAAGCUUGUGAAUGUAAACGACGUCCCAGAGUAUGCAACUGAAAUCCAUGCCUACCUGAGAGAAAUGGAGGUGAAAACCAGACCCAAAGCCGGCUACAUGAAGAAGCAACCUGACAUUACCAACAGUAUGAGGGCCAUCCUGGUGGACUGGCUGGUGGAGGUUGGAGAAGAGUACAAGCUCCAGAACGAGACCCUCUAUCUGGCUGUUAACUACAUUGAUCGCUUCCUGUCUUCGAUGUCUGUCCUACGGGGGAAACUGCAGCUCGUUGGAACUGCUGCCAUGCUGCUAGCUGCGAAAUUUGAGGAGAUCUACCCUCCUGAGGUGGCAGAGUUCGUCUACAUCACAGAUGACACCUACACCAAGAAGCAAGUGUUGAGAAUGGAGCAUUUGGUGCUCAAGGUGCUCUCCUUUGAUCUGGCAGCACCAACAAUAAACCAGUUUCUCACACACUACAUCUGCCAUCAGUCUGUUGGCAAAACGGUGGAAAACAUCGCAAUGUACCUUGGGGAGCUCAGUCUGAUUGAUUCAGACCCUUUCUUGAAAUACCUGCCCUCACAGAUGGCAGCUGCAGCCUAUAUUGUGGCGAAUAACACAGUGACUGGUGGCUCAUGGCCCAAGUCCUUGGUGGAAAUGAGUGGCUACACUUUGGAAGACCUGAUGCCAUGUGUUGAGGAUCUUCACCGGAUAUACGUCAAUGCUGCUCAGCACGCCCAGCAGUCUGUUAAGGAAAAGUACAAGGGCACCAAGUACCUAGCGGUUUCUGCGAUCCCUGCACCUGCUCAGCUGCUGCUCAAGUGAUUCUCCACUCCUUUUUUUUUUGUCGUAGAUGUUUUAUCCAUUGUGAGUUUUUAUAUUUUUGUAAAUGACGUGUCACAAUUUUAAAUACCAGAGCCCCCGCUCUUUUUGGAGUGGUGCUAUGAAUAUUUUUUUUUUUCUCGUGUUCCCCAUUCACGCUGGCCACAACCAGCUGGCUAAUCAAGCAGUUUCAAUAGCUGGACUUUAAAUUCUACAAAAUGCAGGUCUUAUACCACUCAUGAUGCUGCUUUGGUCUGUAGCGUCAACAUGCAGUUGUUGCUGGUUUAUCCGUUUGGCCUCAUGGAAUGCAGAUUAAAAAUUCAUUUUUUUUUCUGUUCAUUAAGUUGUGUCAAUAUAUUGAGACGUGUUUGGAUACAGAGUUUUUGAGCGCUCUUGUGCACUGUAAGAUAUGGCUCUUGUAAAUAAAAGUCAUUUAACAUAA